CUCCACCACCUCCAUCCAGCCCACAGUUCCCACUCCACCACUUUGAACGAACGGCGAAGCAGCAAACAAUCGCCCAGCCAAAUCCCCCUCCCUCUCGGCGGGCGGCGCUCCGGUGGGCUCCCAACGCCGGCAGCCGCGCCGCCGCCGCGGCACACAUCCUCUCCCUCGCUCCCCACGCCCACCGAAUCGAAGCGGAAUAAAAACGCCAGCACCACGGGCCACGCAACCCCACUUGACGACAUUUUUAUCCGUUGGAGCCGCGCGGCGCUCGUGCUCCCUUCCUGGCUGCUGCUGCUGCUCGCCCUCCCCACUCCCCCCCGCGGCGCACGAGUCCGGACCAAGCCCUUAUAGCCCACCAUCCAUUCACCAGUCAGUCCACCACCCCGCACCAGAUCCGGAGAUCCCGCGGGCGGAAUCGUAUCGCGGCCGCAAUGGCGGGCGCCCACUGAUUCCGAUCCGGCUCGCCGCCGCCGCUGCUGCUGAUAAUCUCCCCCCCUACCCUACGCGGAUGGAUUCCGCCCGGAGCUGGCUCCAGAAGCGGCAGAAGGACAAGGCCAAGCCGGGGUCGUCCCCCGCGAUGGACGAGGCGGACGCCGUGCCGUCCAGCGCCACCAAGCAGAAGUCGGAGGCCGCCAAGCAGUACAUCGAGAACCACUACAAGGAGCAGAUGAAGUCGCUCCAGGAGCGCAGGGAGAGGCGCUGGAUGUUGGAGAGGAAGCUUGCUGAUGCUGAUGUAUCUGAAGAGGAGCAAAAGAAUAUCCUGAAGGAUUUAGAAAAGAAGGAGACAGAAUACAUGCGCCUUAGGAGGCACAAAAUGGGCGUUGAUGAUUUUGAAUUACUGACCCUUAUUGGGAGAGGUGCUUUUGGAGAGGUGAGACUUUGUAGAGAAAAGGCUACAUCUAAUGUAUAUGCAAUGAAAAAGCUUAAGAAGUCUGAAAUGUUACGAAGAGGCCAGGUUGAGCAUGUCAGAGCCGAGAGAAACCUCCUUGCAGAGGUUGACAGUGCCUAUAUAGUUAAGCUCUACUGCUCAUUUCAAGAUGACGAGUUUCUGUAUCUCGUUAUGGAGUACCUCCCUGGUGGUGACAUGAUGACUCUGCUCAUGCGGAAGGAUACACUGACAGAGGAUGUAUCUACAUUUUACGUUGCGGAGACAAUACUAGCAAUUGAAUCCAUUCACAAGCAUAAUUAUAUUCAUAGGGAUAUCAAGCCUGACAAUUUAUUGUUAGAUCGAACUGGGCACCUGAAGCUUUCAGAUUUUGGCCUAUGCAAACCUCUAGAUAGUAGUAGCUUUCCCAAUUUUACUGAACUUGACAAUGUGGUAGGAAACAACACCAAUCCAUCAGCAGAUGGUGAUAAGCAAUUAAGUAAUACUGCUGCUCCUAGGCGGACACAGCAGGAACAACUAUUGCAUUGGCAGAAAAAUCGCCGGAUGUUGGCUUACUCAACUGUCGGUACACCUGAUUACAUUGCUCCGGAGGUCCUAUUAAAGAAAGGAUAUGGAAUGGAAUGUGACUGGUGGUCACUUGGGGCCAUUAUGUAUGAGAUGCUUGUGGGUUACCCACCAUUUUAUUCUGAAGAUCCAAUGUCAACAUGUAAGAAGAUAGUGAACUGGAGAAGCCAUCUGAAAUUCCCCGAAGAGGCCAGACUUUCGCCAGAAGCGAAAGAUCUCAUUAGUAAGCUGUUAUGUAACGUGGAUCAGAGGCUUGGGAUGAAAGGAGCACAUGAGAUAAAGGCACACCCAUGGUUUAGAAGUGUUCAAUGGGACAAGCUAUAUCAGAUGGAAGCAGCUUUCAUACCUGAAGUUACUAAUGAGCUGGACACACAAAACUUUGAGAAAUUUGAGGAGAUUGCGCCUUCCAUGCAAACUUCAUCAAAGGCAGGUCCUUGGAGAAAGAUGCUUUCCUCCAAGGACAUGAAUUUUGUCGGUUAUACUUACAAGAACUUUGAAAUAGCGAAUGAUCCUGAACUUCCAGGAAUAGCUGAAUUAAAGAAAAAGAAUAACAAGCCAAAACGACCAACCAUCAAAUCGUUAUUUGAGCGUGCUGAAAGCGAUGACCAGCCCGAAGGCGGCUUCUUGGUCCCAUUGGCACCGCAAUUGGAGUUACCUGAGAGCCUCGAGCCCUCACCUCAUUCUAGUAUCUCCUCCGACGAUUCGCAAGUGAGACAUAGCUAGAUAGCAGGUGUAUACUUUUCACAUACAUUAUGGAUGGUGGUUGGCUCAACUGUAUAUUCUGAAAGGAAAAUCUUAAGAGUAUCUAGAAGUUUAUAGAAUUUUCUGGAAUAACUGUCUGAGUUUCUCUAGUAGCUAUACCAGUGCAUACAUUCUGUACAUUGUUGCCUCUGUUUUUGCAUUUAUUUUACCACCGAUGAAUCUACGAUCUGAGCUGGUUGAUUGA
Molecule: messenger RNA, 2396 nt
Organism: Brachypodium distachyon (stiff brome)
Lineage: Eukaryota; Viridiplantae; Streptophyta; Magnoliopsida; Poales; Poaceae
Product: serine/threonine-protein kinase tricorner
Exons: 13
Coding region: 509-2173 (554 amino acids)
Biological process (GO): peptidyl-serine phosphorylation; intracellular signal transduction
Molecular function (GO): ATP binding; protein serine/threonine kinase activity
Source: RefSeq, a predicted model, not a curated record